This is a messenger RNA of Manis pentadactyla (Chinese pangolin), 467 nucleotides long. RefSeq names its product follitropin subunit beta. Gene Ontology annotation, cellular component: cytoplasm; extracellular region. Gene Ontology annotation, molecular function: hormone activity. Gene Ontology annotation, biological process: G protein-coupled receptor signaling pathway. Lineage: Eukaryota; Metazoa; Chordata; Mammalia; Pholidota; Manidae. The record is from RefSeq and is a predicted model, not a curated record. The transcript has 2 exons. The coding region runs from base 1 to 390 and encodes 129 amino acids.
AUGAAGUCAGUGCAGUUUUGUUUCCUUUUUUGUUGCUGGAAAGCAAUGUGCUGCAGUAGCUGUGAGCUGACCAACAUGACCAUCACAGUGGAGAAAGAGGAAUGUGGCUUCUGCAUAAGCAUCAACACCACUUGGUGUGCGGGCUACUGCUAUACCCGGGAUUUGGUGUACAAGGACCCAGCCAGACCCAACAUCCAGAAAACAUGUACCUUCAAGGAAGUGGUGUACGAGACAGUGAGAGUCCCUGGCUGUGCUCACCACGCAGACUCCCUGUACACAUACCCAGUAGCCACUGAAUGUCACUGUGGCAAGUGUGACAGGGCCAGCACUGACUGUACUGUGCGAGGCCUGGGGCCCAGCUACUGUUCCUUCAGUGAAAUGAAAGAAUGAAGAGCAACGGACAUUUCUGGAUGCCUACCCUGGUCCUAAAGGACCAAGAUAUCCAAAAAGUCUGUGUGUAUAAGUGU